This is a messenger RNA of Prorocentrum cordatum, 1514 nucleotides long. The record is from the annotation of a GenBank genome assembly. Lineage: Eukaryota; Dinophyceae; Prorocentrales; Prorocentraceae.
CCCGCAUGUUUCCCCAAGCAGUGCUUGCUCUAUGGGGUGGCCGGCCCAAGAGGACCAGCAGAGUUCAGGGCGUUUUGUGAUGAUUUCCAGUGCGCCACGUGUCCUGUGCUAAUUCACUGUUUGUGGUCCACGCUGGAAUGAUUUGGCUCCUCAGGUCAUCGAGUACGUGAGCCCCCAAGUCGGAGGCAUAUCAUUGUUAGGCCUGCGACGGCCCAACGGAACCCGGUUUGUUUAUUACAACGUUCUCAGGCACCUGAUGACCACGGGCGCAGCGUUGGACCAUAUUUGCUUGGGGAGUGGAAUGAGCACAAUCACAUCGAUGGAUAAUUACCUAGAAACAGUGUCUCGUGAAGCCUACAGUGUUGUUCCUGGCAAGGCCGCAAGUCUAUCCUGCGACGCAGUCGACAAGGCCCUCGCCAGCACGCGUAAGUUUUUACAGGAUGUUCUGUCAGUAAUGAACGGCAAGAUUCAGUUAUUCUGUUUCAAAGGCAUAUUGUUUUCAGCGUUGCAUCUGCAGUUGCAGGUGACCUACCACUACCUGCGGUGCGCCGCCUACCCGAGUCACUGUCACAGUGCGACGAGACUGUGGAUCGGUAUCGCGGCCGCGACGCUGUCCUCGGGAUUGAUGCUAUUCCAGGUCGUGGUGACGGCCAAGCGGGCGUGGGACGUUUUGACUGUGUGGCAACGCUGCAAGAAGUUUGUGGUACCAGUUGCAGAGGACUUCAUCCAGAAGGGCAGCCACGAGCAACCCGAGAGGUGCGCGACCGCCAUCAGCGAAAUAGACGGGCUGCAGCACGAGCUGAGGCCGCGGCUGGCGGCCCUCUUCGUCCUGUCCUGCAUGCUGGUCAUGCUCUUCUCCUUGGCCGUGUCCAAGAUGACUAUGGACCAGUUCGUGUGCGAGGACCACAUCUGGAAUUUCCGACUGAACUACUGGAGCGGCUGCGUCUCUUUCAGCGCGUGGAGCAACCGCAGCUCGCUGUGAGCGCCGCUCCGCUCGAGGGAGGCGGCCCCGGCACCGCGCGAGGCGCCCAGGCCCCUCGGCGAGCCUCGCGCAGCAGUCCUGUUUUUGCAUGUAGCGGCCUUGCUGGUCCGCAGGGCCCGAGCAAGAGCUACAACCAGCACCCGACAUCGAUCGCGGAUGCCGGCGUUUCCACCCUCUCCCCAGCGAGAAGCCCCGUAUAGGGUGCCGUCCCAUGGGUAGAGUGGCCGCCAGCCGCGCCGCCGACUCGCGGCGACUCGCGGGGCGCUGCCGGCGGGGCUGGUGGCUGCGCGCCCGGCGAUGGGGCCCCCGCGCCGGGCUGGGGCCCCGCGCCUCGUCUCGGUCUCACAGCGGCGACGCGUCAGAGCGCUCUUUCGGGUCGCUCUGGCAUGUAGCCGGCUCACAGCCGCCGCGCGCGGCUGCCAGCCCCUUGCGCAAGCGCCCGCGGCGUCGCGGCGCUCUGGAGCCCGCCCUCGGGGGCAGCAUGUCUUCUGCUUGGCCCCUCUUUGUCCUCGUCGCGCUUCUCAUCCCCCUG